ACUAUUAUCUUAGCCACAUUCUAUAUUUGUGGAACCCAAGUAUUAGAAAGUUUGAGAAGCUUCUAGCUACUCCACAUGGGACGUCUGUUGUUGGACUUGCUUAUAAUUCUCAGAACAAUGACUUCAAGAUUCUGAGACUUCGGUCUUUUCUUGAGGGACCAGCCGAGGCCGAGAUUUACAGUUUGAGUUCAGGAUUGUAAUACCGAUGAAGAUCUUAAGUGGGUAUGAACCCAACUUUGGAACUAUUGAUAAGCUUGAUCCACCUUGUAUAUUUUUGAACGGAGCUUUGCACACUGUAGCAAGGACUAGCCGCGGCCAUUUCGUUCUGUCCUUUGACGUCAAUGAUGACAGCUCCCGUGCGAUAAAAUUUCCUUUUAAUUAUGUGGUUACGAUGUAUCGACUUGCAUUGUUUAAGGAUCCCUAGCUGUUUUCGCUCUUAUGGGUUAUGCAUGGAGGAGUAUGGUGUGGCUGAGUCUUGGACUAAAAAAUAUUCGGUACCAAUGAUUCGGGGUAGUGUUGUUAAUUUCUAUGGCUGCACUGAUAAUGGUGAACUUUUGAUUAAGAAUGCCACUGGGCUGAUUUCAUUUGACCCUGAGAGUCGAAAUCAGAACUUUCUUGCAAUUGAAGAUGCUGAUUGGGUGGGUUUCACGGCUAAUUCAAUGAAGAGCUUGAUUUUACUCGAUGGCGGACGGAAGGGACGGAGAGAAUCUCGGAGAAGGCGAAAAGUGAAGGGUGAGAGGUGGCGUCGGCGACGAGAGGAGCGAGUGCGGAGGCAUGGAGAGACGAAGCUUACUUCACGAACUGCUUGAUCAGGUCCGCUUGCUUUUGCUCUAUGUCCAUUUUUCUUCUUCUUCUCCUUCAAUUUAGGGGUUUUAGGGAUUAGGAUUUUGUGGGUUUUUUUUAGGGUUUGAGGGAUGUCUGUGUAAAAUCUGUAAUGGCGCUACAGAUGGAUACUACUACUGCGUCAGCUUUACAGGUGUCUGUAUUUUAUUUGGUCUUUUUAUGAGGUUUUGUGUAGAGAAGAAUAGUGAGAGAUUAGAGAGAGAGCAAGCCAGGAAGGGAGAAGUGUUUGGAGGCCAAG
Messenger RNA from Quercus lobata, 1081 nucleotides. RefSeq lists its product as uncharacterized. The transcript is spliced from 2 exons. Lineage: Eukaryota; Viridiplantae; Streptophyta; Magnoliopsida; Fagales; Fagaceae. The record is from RefSeq and is a predicted model, not a curated record. The coding region runs from base 381 to 809 and encodes 142 amino acids.